Messenger RNA from Capronia epimyces CBS 606.96, 1359 nucleotides. RefSeq lists its product as uncharacterized. The record is from RefSeq and is a predicted model, not a curated record. The coding region runs from base 1 to 1359 and encodes 452 amino acids. NCBI's taxonomy places the organism in Eukaryota, Fungi, Ascomycota, Eurotiomycetes, Chaetothyriales, Herpotrichiellaceae. Gene Ontology annotation, molecular function: oxidoreductase activity, acting on paired donors, with incorporation or reduction of molecular oxygen; heme binding; iron ion binding. The transcript has 3 exons.
AUGGGGAUUCUCGAGGGUCUUCACAACCUCAACCUGUCGCCUCCAGUGGCUCUCGCUCUUUUCCCGGUGGCGCUGACAGGCUUGAUCAUCACCUACUAUGUCUCGCUGGCGUUCUACAACAUCUGGUUCCAUCCUCUCCGGCACUAUCCCGGCCCCGUGCUGAACGCAGCGACACGACUCACGUGGAGUUUCCAAGUGAUCUCGGGCCGGUCUCAGUUCACGCUGUCGAAGCUGCACGACAAAUACGGCGAGGUGGUGCGGAUCGGCCCCAACGAACUAUCGUACACGACGUCCAAGGUGUGGAAGGACAUCUAUCAGUCCCGGCCCGGCAAGCCGCAGUUCCAGAAGGAUCCGUUGCACUACCAGAAGCACGACAAGACACCGAGUCUGCACGUGUCGAGCGAUGCCGACCACACGCGGAUGCGGCGCAUGAUCGCCCACGCCUUCUCGGACAAGGCGCUGAGAGAGCAGGAGCCGAUCAUGAAGCAGUACAGCGACACGCUGAUACGGCGGCUGCACGAGGUGACGGCGUCGGGCGAGGCCAUCAACAUCAAGCAGUGGUACCAGUGGACGCUGUUCGACCUGUUCGGCGAUCUGUGCUUCAACCAGCCCUUUGGCUGCCUGGAGGCCGGCAAGAGCCACCCGUGGAUCGACAUCAUCGGCGAGUCGAUCCAGGCCUUCUACUAUCUCGGGCUGGCGCGCCGCAUCCCGGGCCUCCAGAGCCUGAUGAUGAAGAUGAUCCCCAAGAAGAAGACCGAGCAGGCCGCCUGGCACUCGGCCUUCAGCAAGAGCCUGGCCGACAAACGCAUGGCCAUGAAGACCGACCGGCCCGACUUCAUGUCCUUCAUCCUCAAGCACAACGAGACCGAGAAGGCCCUGACCGUGCCCGAGAUCCGCUCCAACGUCAACGUCUUGAUCCCCGGCGGCAGCGAGACCACCUCGACCUUCCUGACCGGCACCACCUGGACCCUGCUGCAGAACCCGGAAAAGUACAAGCUGCUGGUCGACGAGAUUCGCUCCACCUUCAAGGACUCGGAUGAUAUCAAGAUCAGUAACACCGCCGGCAUGGACUAUCUGAACGCCGUCAUCAACGAAGGCCUGAGGUUUUACCCGCCCGUGCCCUCUAAUAUGCCGCGUGUCGUGCCGGACGAAGGAGCCAUCGUGGCAGGCAAAUUCCUGCCUGGAGGAAUCUCGGUCUGCGUGGCGCCGUACCCCAUGGCUCGCAGCUUCCGCAACUACAAGAAUCCCGACUCCUUCGUGCCCGAGCGCUGGCUCAAGGACCCCGACUACGCCGACGACGACCUGAGCGCAUCGCAGCCUUUCUCCUUCGGUCCACGGAACUGCAUUGGAAAGAAGUGA